Onychomys torridus (southern grasshopper mouse) is the source of this 2978-nucleotide messenger RNA. RefSeq names its product OTU deubiquitinase 1 (gene Otud1). NCBI's taxonomy places the organism in Eukaryota, Metazoa, Chordata, Mammalia, Rodentia, Cricetidae. The record is from RefSeq and is a predicted model, not a curated record. Bases 398 to 1771 code for a protein of 457 amino acids. The transcript has a single exon. Gene Ontology annotation, biological process: protein deubiquitination. Gene Ontology annotation, molecular function: cysteine-type deubiquitinase activity.
AGCGGGACCACGUGACGCGGCCGCGCGGCCUGAGGUAAACAAGCGCGGCCCCGCCUCCCACCAUCGGCGCGCUGCACUCCUGCUCGCGGGCGGGCGGCGCUCGGCAGCGCGGGCCGCUUCUCCAACCGUCCCCAGCGGCCGGCGCGGGGCACAGCUGCGGCAGCGUCCUGCGCCCGAGUCCCCGGCCGAGCGCGCGCCCUCCGGUGCUGCCCUCUGGCCGCCCGCGCGCUGUGGCGCAGCAGGAAUUGGGUCGCGGCCCGGGCGCUAUUCGCGGCUCCUGACGCGGCGGCCCGCGGCGCUGAGCUCAGCGCUAUUCUCGGGCUCCCGGGGCACUGCGCCCGAGGGUGUGUCCCCGACCCGGGCUCGCAGCUAUAAGGGGCCGCGGGCGGCCUCAGCCAUGCAGCUCUACAGCAGCGUGUGCACCCACUACCCUGCGGGCACGCCGGGCCCCACGGCCGCCGCCCCGCCUGCCGCCGCCUCCACCUUCAAGGUCUCCUUGCAAUCAGCCGGCCCCGCCGCCGCCCCGGAGCCGGAUACCGGAGAGCGCCCACCCGCCGCGGCCACCGAGCCCCGCGAAGCCGCCGCCGCCGCCGCCGCCGCCAUGCCCGCCUUCUCUGCCUGCUUCGAGCGGUCCGGGACCGCCACCGCCGCCGCCGCCGCCGCCCCGCCCGGCGCGUGCUGCAAGCCGCCGCUGCCGCCGCACUUCACGUCCACGGCGCACAUCGCCGUGCGGGCCCUGGGCGCCGAGUGCCUCCUGCUGCCGCCGCCCGCGGCCCCCGCGCCGCCGCGCCGCGGUUCCUCCGCCUGGCUGCUGGAGGAGCUGCUCCGGCCCGACGAGCCCGCCGCCCCGAUCGCCGCCCGCGACGUGCCCGACAGGAACUUCCGACUGAGCGAGCACCGCCAGGCCCUGGCGGCCGCCCAGCACCGGGCCCCUGCACCGGUGUCCGGCAGCCCCGAGUCCGGCCCCGGCCCGUGGGGCGAGGAGCGCCGGGCGGAGCGGAGUCCCCGAGGUUGGGAUCGGGCGGGCGGUCGCAGCGACGCCUCCGGGACCGACGCGCCUCGACGGCACGACCCCGAGGCCGAGGCUACCCCGGUGCCCGCCGCGCUCUCCCGGAGCAGCGGCGGCGAGCCGGCCCAGGACGGCGCGGGCGAAGCGGCAGGCGCGCCCCGGGCCGAUCCGAGAGACGAGAAGCUCGCCCUGUACCUGGCGGAGGUGGAGAGGCAGGACAAGUACUUGAGGCAGAGGAACAAGUACCGCUUCCACAUCAUCCCCGACGGCAACUGCCUCUAUCGAGCCGUCAGCAAGACUGUGUACGGGGACCAGAGCCUGCACCGGGAGCUGAGGGAGCAGACUGUGCACUACAUCGCGGACCACCUCGACCACUUCAGCCCCCUGAUUGAGGGCGACGUGGGGGAGUUUAUUAUCGCUGCUGCCCAAGAUGGGGCGUGGGCCGGGUACCCCGAAUUGCUGGCCAUGGGGCAGAUGCUGAAUGUGAAUAUACACUUAACUACUGGAGGGAGACUGGAGAGCCCCACCGUGUCUACCAUGAUCCACUAUCUGGGCCCAGAGGAUUCUCUAAGGCCUAGUAUUUGGCUCAGUUGGCUCAGCAACGGACACUAUGAUGCUGUUUUUGACCACUCCUAUCCUAACCCAGAGUAUGACAGUUGGUGCAAGCAAACCCAAAUGCAGAGAAAACGCGAUGAAGAACUUGCCAAGUCCAUGGCCAUAUCCCUGUCCAAAAUGUAUAUCGAACAAAAUGCAUGCUCUUGAAAAAUCCGAGGACCUGACAAGCCGGGGAAAUGGAGUACACCAGUUGUGUUGGGAAAACCACACGAACUCUAAUUAGGGUAAUGGCACUUUUCAACUUCCUAGUAGAUUGGCUGUAGGUGUAAUGCCUUAAUCAGUUUUUAAAUGUUCUCUCAGAGCUGCAGGUUGCUGGGCACCUGAAUGAUGUUUCCUGAUAGGUUUGGGUGAGCCUGCUGCUAUUUAUAAUUUGCUGUAUAAAGUGAGCGCUACUUAAUUUGCAAGCUGAUGUCUCACGGUAUGAAUUUGUUCAUUCCCGGUAGUCUAUUUUCUAUAAAAAUGUAUUUUUGCACAUUUUUAAAAAUGGGUGUACUUUAAUCUAUGACGUGUUCCAAUUGCGAGAAAUGGCUUUAAGCAUAAUCCAGAGAAGUGCUUUCUAUGAAGUUUAUUUCAGUUUGUGAUUUAGUAGUUUACAUUGCUAAAAUAUUUCACAAUUCUUAAUUAUUUCAAAUGGAUAUUUUGACACAUUAUGUUACCAGAUGAUUAGCCCAUUCCACUUUGAUGAAACAAGCGGAUUUGUUGUUUGGGGGGAAAUGUUAUUUUUUUAGAACUAGUCCGCUUUGAAGACAGUUACGAAGGGAUCGCUUGGGGACGAUGUUUUUUUUCUUUAAAGGACAGUAAAGGCCUUACUUGAAUAGAAGUCUACUGUUGCUGUGGCAGAAUGAUGAUUCUGUACUCUGAUGUUUAGAGUGUCUGCUGCUCUCGAUUGUUUUCUUCUUAUUCAUCAACUUCUUAGGAAAGACGUUUAACAUGUAUGAAAUUUUGUGAGACGUUCAGUCUCCUGCAUUAUACAGCUUCUUAGUUUCAACUAAGAUUUAAAAAAAUGAGCCUAAGUAGCUGGGCCUGACAGAAUGGCCAUUAUUUUUAGCAGGAGGCUACUGUCUUAAUAUUCUGUCAUAUUGAAAUUCUUCCAAAAGGCAAAAUAGAAUUUAUCUUGUAUUAUGUAAAAAUGUAAAGAGCUUGUAUGGUUUGCUGGGUCAAACAGUGUUUCCAGCCAAAAAAAAAAAAGAAUCUAUGUGUUGCCACUUUUAACUACCUUUAGUGUAUUUAUUAAGUAAUGAAGUUUGUACUUUUUUAUUUUGUAACAUUUUGUGAUUGUUUUUGUACAAUAAUGUAUUUGUACAAUAUAGCAGUUCUCAGCUGAUGGAAUGAAUGAAUAAAAUGUAUACUUUUA